GAGACACGAUGGCUCUUGCUAGCUCUACCACAAGCGUCCUCUCUGUGCUGCUCCUGCAUCUGAUGCUGUUCCACCAGGGACGCCAGAGUCCAGUGAUGUCUCCAGUGAUGUCCUCAGAUACCAGCCGUUCGACCUCAGAUGAAGCCUACUCCUUGAAUUGCAGCCUCAUGGCCAUGGAGAUUGUGAAGAAGCUCCCGGAAAUCAACUUCACUGACCUUGAUGCCAGAGCAAUACUGAGGGCCCAGGCGAUCACGCCUCCAGCUCCCCCUAGCUCUCACCUCCCCAGAGCUUACACAGAGGAUUCUUUGCCUUCUCAGAAUAUCACCUUGCAGAGGGUAAACCUGUGUGAAUUCCUGAAAAUGAGAAGGAAAUUGGAAGAGGAGAAAUUGGAAGUGGGAGACAUCAAGUCCAAUCUUGAGAAACUUGCCGAUUGCCUGCCCCCCGCUGUGAGCACUUCCAGGAUGACAGGCAUCUACCUAGAAAAGGAUUUGGAAGAUUUUCAGAGGAAACUGAGAUUCUAUGUGAGUCAACUGAGCAACCUGCUGCCAGAACCCAGACCACCUCACUCAUCCUCUGACUCCGUCACUUCCCGCCCCGUGGCCAUGGAGUGUGAAAACAGCUGAGUGACUGGAAUCUGAAUGCCCCUCAUGCUCCAUGCCCAGGAAGAGGAUUUCACAUUCCCCCAUGGCAACAGAUAUGUGUUCCCAUUUUAUUCCACCAAGGCUAUUUAUUUAUGUAUUUAUGUAUUUAUUUAUUUAUUACCUUCUGCAAUGUGAAAUAUAUCUGUUUUAGCUGAGGAGUUGUUCCUCCAUGUUUUGAAAGAAAAAAAUUCCA
This is a messenger RNA of Mesocricetus auratus (golden hamster), 834 nucleotides long. RefSeq names its product interleukin-3. The coding region runs from base 9 to 623 and encodes 204 amino acids. Lineage: Eukaryota; Metazoa; Chordata; Mammalia; Rodentia; Cricetidae. Gene Ontology annotation, cellular component: extracellular region. Gene Ontology annotation, molecular function: interleukin-3 receptor binding; growth factor activity. Gene Ontology annotation, biological process: immune response. The record is from RefSeq and is a predicted model, not a curated record. The transcript is spliced from 6 exons.